UACCACUCUGUCAAAACCAUUAUGCCUUGAUAUAAAACCACGACGACCCUCGUGGUCAAUCCUCACGACCACCAACCCUACGUCAUGUCUUCCAGCACAGAAUCCGCCCUCCCUCCUAAUGGGCCCCGUAACGUGACAAUACCUACCCUAGCAAUGACCAACACCAACGUCAAAGCCAAAGGCAUCGUCGUGUUUUCCGGUGGUAGCGCCGCCAACGCGCUUGUCGACGUAUUCAACACGGUUAGAGAAGACAAGAAAUGCCCGCUGAGCUAUGUUAUUCCUAUCAGUGAUAACGGCGGGAGCUCUUCUGAACUGAUACGAGUCUUUGGCGGCCCGGGAAUCGGUGAUGUUCGCAGUCGACUCGUCCGUCUCAUCCCAGAUGACCCCGACAACGACGACAGUGAAAAGGCUGCUAUCAAGGCCUUUUUCAACCACAGACUGCCCAAGGACCGCACGGAAGCUAGGCAGGAAUGGCUGCAGCUCUUGGAGGCGGAACACGUGCUUUGGACGAACAUCUCCACGGCGAAGAAAGAGCUGAUCCGAUCUAUUCUUAAUCAUAUCGCUUUUGAAAUCAUCAAGCGUCGAAGACCAUCGUCGAGUUUUGACUUUUCGACUGCGAGUAUCGGGAAUCUCUUCCUGACUGGCGCCCGCCUCUUCACCGGCUCCUUCGAAUCCGCAAUCUACCUCCUCUCCAGCAUCUGCUCCGUCCCAAGCCACACCUCGGUCCUCCCAGCAAUAAACACAAACUUCACACACCACAUCUCCGUCGGCCUCUCAAACAACACCACAAUAACAGGCCAAAACUCAAUCUCCCACCCCUCUCUCCCCACCGCCCUAGAAAACAGCGCAACCCCCCCCUCCCCCCUAGAUGAAACAGAACACCACGACCGCAUCGAAGACGCAAACCUGCCCGGCUCCCUCCCCACCCUCCGCAAACAAUACAUCACCUUCUCCAAAGCCGCUGAGGCCGAACUGCCCGCUAGGAUAGACAGGUUGUGGUACAUCAACCCCUACGGCCAGGAGAUACGGAUUGGCGCGAACCCCCUUGUGCUCGGCGCGCUGCACAACGCUCAGGCGGUGAUAUACAGCAUCGGCUCGCUGUACACGUCCAUCGUGCCGUCGCUAGUACUGAAGGGAAUCGGCGCCGCCCUCGCAAACCCCGCUAUUCGCACGAAAAUCCUCAUCCUCAACUCGACACUCGAUCGCGAAACAGGACCCUCCUCCGCGCCCUACUCGGCCCUCGAUUUCGUCGCUGCGAUAGCCAACGCGGCGGCGAAUUCGCAGGGCGUGUUUGUCCCUGUGGGUAGAGAGGGGUUGCGCGCGUAUGUUACGCAUGUUAUCCAUCUGCAGGGUCCGGGGACGCCGGUCGUGGAUAGGGAGGAGCUGAGGGGGUUGGGGAUUGAGGCUAUACGUGUUUAUGGCAGGAGGGAUGAGGGCGAGGGGUUUGUGAGGUAUGAUGAGCGGGGGCUGAUUCAGGCGUUGGAGGUUACGCUCGGUAGGAGGGAUAGGGUGCCGAGUCGGAGGAAUACGCUGGAGGGGGGGAGGUGAGGGGGGGUGUUGUUGGUUCAUUCCUAAGACGAUGUUGGAGUGAGGCGAUGGAGUACUGUUUAGAGGCGAUAACGUAGGUUUGGGUAGUUUUAUCCCUUGUUCGAAAACUUCCUGGUCCGCUUUGCUGCUAUGCACUCAUCGCCGAGGAAGUAAUCACAAGGGUGAAUAAUCUGAUCCGGCCUCUAACACCCCGUAACGAGUGGACAAUGUGAAUGUAGAACGAGG
This is a messenger RNA of Dothidotthia symphoricarpi CBS 119687, 1773 nucleotides long. RefSeq names its product UPF0052-domain-containing protein. Gene Ontology annotation, molecular function: LPPG:FO 2-phospho-L-lactate transferase activity. The transcript has 4 exons. Bases 85 to 1548 code for a protein of 487 amino acids. The record is from RefSeq and is a predicted model, not a curated record. NCBI's taxonomy places the organism in Eukaryota, Fungi, Ascomycota, Dothideomycetes, Pleosporales, Dothidotthiaceae.